Molecule: messenger RNA, 1881 nt
Organism: Sinocyclocheilus anshuiensis
Lineage: Eukaryota; Metazoa; Chordata; Actinopteri; Cypriniformes; Cyprinidae
Product: target of EGR1 protein 1-like
Exons: 7
Coding region: 344-1819 (491 amino acids)
Biological process (GO): snRNA 3'-end processing
Cellular component (GO): Cajal body
Molecular function (GO): snRNA binding; metal ion binding; 3'-5'-RNA exonuclease activity
Source: RefSeq, a predicted model, not a curated record
AACUCCAGCCGGAAGUUUACAAACUCUCAUGUUACAUACACGAGGGAUUGUGAAAUCGAAGUGUGAAAAACAGAUUUACGACGUGUAAGGAGUAAAUAUAGGAGCAGCUGGAACAACGUGAAAACUAGACGCGUAUAAUGGUGGGAACACGUAUAUUAUAGACAAUUUCGGUUAUAAUUUGUUUUGCUCUCCGAAAUGACAUUUUCAGCAUGUCUACAGUAUCUGCGUUGACAGCAAAAUAAUUUUGUUAUACUUAUAAAUAACAGCGGUGACGCAGAGCGCUGAAAAUCGAGAGAAAAUCUUUGUGUUUAGCAGAUGUUAGUUUAUCUGGUGAAUUUAUAUAAUGUCAUCCUCAAUGAUAGUCCCAGUUAUAGAUGUACAGGGAAACAACUUUAAGGAGUUGUGGGCAGCAAUGGUGAUAGCCAUUAAAACAUCUUCAUUCAUCGCCAUUGAUACGGAACUGAGUGGUCUUGGAUCAAGGAAAGCUCUUCUAGCUGAAUCCAUUGAAGACAGGUACAAAGCCAUAUGCCAUGCAGCUCGCACAAGGUCCAUACUUUCAUUGGGCUUUGCUUGUUAUAAAAAGCUUGACAACAAAGCGGACAGCACAUACCUGGUCCAGGUUUACAAUCUGACCUUGCUUUGUUCAGAGGAAUACAUCAUUGAACCUCAGUCAGUGCAGUUCCUUGUACAACACGGAUUUGACUUCAACAAACAAUAUGCUCAAGGCAUUUCUUAUUAUAAGGGUAAUGAUAAAGGAGGUGAUGCCCAUGGGGUAAACAUGCGCUCCUUGUUCGUAGAACUGCUUAGGGCCAACAAGCCCUUAGUGGUCCAUAAUGGUCUGAUAGACAUGGUCUUCUUGUACCAAUGCUUCUAUGCCCAUCUUCCUGAUCGACUGGGCACCUUCAUUGCCGAUCUGUCCCAGAUGUUUCCCUCAGGCAUCUAUGACACUAAGUAUGCAACGGAGUAUGAGCUGCGGUUUACAGCCUCAUACUUGGAAUAUGCCUAUAAGAAGUGUAAGCUGGAUAAUAGCAAAGCCAUUGCAGGAGGUGGCAAUGGGAGUCAUGUGUUCCUAGAGUUUUGUAAAUAUACAGGCAGCAUGCAGAGCUACAUAGACUACAGGCCGUGCUUGGACAACCAGAAUCAGGAUGGUGUCCUCAACAUCUGUGUUCAGUUCUCUGCAUAUGGAUGGUGUCCUAAUGGCUCUCAGUGCUCCAUGUCACAUGACACAGACCUUAUAAUCCAGCAUGAUGAGAAGAUCAGAGAAGACAAGAGGAAGAAGAGGAAGCGCAAGAACAAAAAGAAAGGUUCUCAAGGGCCCUCUGAGGCAUGCAGUUCCCCGCAGGUCAAAAGGUCACACUUUGAAGAGACUGAGUUGGACCAGGCAGUGCCCAUAUCUGAACCAGCACUCACUGAACAGCAGAAGACAGCAAGUUCUGAGCCAACAGAUGCCACACAUGCGUUUGAACAUGGGAAAGCAGCCAGCAAGAAUGGAAAUGAGGAAUCUCAGCCAGAAGCAUCUUCUGAAGCUCCCGUUAGACCAAAAGAGAAGAAAGCCGAAGGAGGAACUCACCGAGCAGGGUUUGACGCUUUCAUGACCGGCUACAUUUUUGCUUAUGCCAGAAAUCUGACAGAAAACACAGAAGAAUCCAGCACUGCUCCCCUCAUCCCUGCAUGUCUCAAUAAGCUCUUCCUCAGUGGCAAGUCUGUUCCUCUACAUGUAGCCAAAAGCACCUUCUCCAAGUCUUCAAAGGCUCAUGUGCACAAGAUGGACUACGUCUGGGGAAAAAGCACUGCUGUAAAACCUGAAGGAACGGCAUAGAAACCUUUGAUUUUCAGAUGUCAAUUUUGUGUACAUUUUUGGUCAAAUAAAAAUUUUUCUAC